GAUGUCAUCCACAUGCGGAGGGAAUUAAGCUACCUUUUUUUUUUGUAUUAAUAUUUUGGUUUUGAUAUAUGUUAGAGUAAAGUCUCUUGUUACUAUAGGUGACAAAACAUCUAAUAUUGGGUUAUUCAUACCAUAUUUGCGUUAUUCACGCCAUAUUUGUGUUAUUCACGUCAUAUUUGCGUCAUUCACGUAAGAGUGUUGAUUAUUCACGCAACCAAUAAUGUUAGGUUACGUCAUCUGAUGUUUAUUCACGCAUAUUGUUAAUUAUUCAGCCCGUUGUAAAAUAAAAUUUUAAACUUUGAAAUAUAUAAAAAUGAAUGUCAUUGUGUAGAUUAUGAUCAAUGCAACAUAUUUGUACAGAUUAAAUGAUAAUCCAAAUUUAGUUCCAUAAAAUAUAGCCAAUACAAAUUAUUAGGGGGAAAAGGUAUGAAUUUCCAUUUACGUGAAAAACUUACACUCUUACGUAAAUCACCAUAGCAUUACGUGAAUGAACACAAAAUGGCGUGAGUGAGCAUAAAAUGGUGCGAAUGAACUGGUCUUAGUUGUUCUCUCAAACGUUUACCAUACCCUUGGAAUGCGAAAGAAUAUGAUGUCAGCAGUGGCGUACCCAGGAUUUUGAGAUAGGUGUGUCGGCCCAUAAAAAUAAUUUUAAAAAUAAUAAUUAAAUAAUUAAACAUAAAUAUAAAAAUGUAUAUUUUAUUCAUAAAUUUCACCAAUUUUAUUGUGUCGGUGAGUCAUGACGAAUUUUCAUAUUCUGAAGAUUUCUUAAUGACAUUUGUCCAUUAGGUUGCAAAACAAAUCUUUUUUGUGUAAAUAACUAAACAAUUAUUCAUAAAUUGGUCACUCAACUGAUACCAAAUGGAUAUUUUACAAUUGUAGCUUGCAAUUGUAAGAGGUAAAGUCAACACUCAUUGAAGAUGAGAAAAUUAGGAUGGGAAACUGAAAGAGUGGCCACAGGCGUUAACGUGGAAGUUUGAAUGAGAAUGAGGAUUUCACUGGCACUACGCUGACAAUUGGAGGGUGGUGACAAGCGUCAACGUGAAAAGCAAUAACUAAACAAGAUAGCAAAUUGAAAAUUAACUUUAUGAAAAAAAUAUGGAAGACGGGGGAAAACGACAUGGAAUUCACUAUCUAAUUACUUGACUCAACCAGCUUAUUAAUCAGUUCAAUUUUCGUUUAAUUUAUCGAGGUUAUCUCUAAGGUGAUAGCUAUCUCUCUGAAUACUCACUACGUGCUAAGUAGUCAAUUAAUUGUUUACCUUUUUAUAAUAAACUAAUUAACUACCUACUCUAAAGUCCGAUAACUCCUAUAUUUACAUAUUUUAAUAACAUUAUGACAACAAAUUUUUAAUGUAACAAGGUGUGUCGAUUACAAUUAUCAAAGGUGUGUCGGAGGUCCCAUGUUCGAAUUUUUUGUACCAAAAAAAUGUGGGUUCCUUACAAAAAUUUCGGGCUAAGGUGUGUCGGGUGACACACCUUCCUCUAAGGUAGGUCCGCCCCUGGAUGUCAGUAUCACAACUGAAAACAUCUGGUAAUUAUGUGGUAUUCGGUCCCAAAAAUGUGAAGGUGAUUCGAAGCUUACAACCAACUUCUGAUCUGAUCAUGCAAGGGCAGAAGUUAGAGCCUGUCUAUGUAAUGUCAGUAGAAGCUGCUUAUGUUGACAAAACAAGAAGGAAUGAGACAGCAAGCUUAUGGUACGCUCGUCUUGGACACGUUGGCUAUCAGAAGCUCAGGGUGAUGAUGAAGAAGUCCAUGCUCAAAGGACUUCCUCAACUUGAUAUUCGUGACGAUAUCGUAUGUGCUGGAUGCCAGUAUGGGAAAGCUCAUCAGCUACCAUAUGAAGACUCAAAGUUCAAGUCUAACGUCAUCCAUUUCCGAGUAUUUGGUUGUGUGUGCUAUGUGUUUGUAGCAAACCAUGCUCGAAGCAAGUUUGACAAAAAGCAGUCCGGUGCAUUUUUGUGGGUUAUGCCAAUUAAAAGAAAGGAUGGAGAUGUUGUGACCCAACAACAAGAAACUGUUAUGUGUCACGCAACGUGGUGUUUGACGAAGUAUCCUCCUGGUGGUCACCAGAAGCAGUCCUACUUCCAGACUCAAAGGAGAUGGAGGAGAGGUUGCUAGAGAGGUCUAGUGAAGAAGAGGUGAAAACAACAUAAACUUAACAAGGAGAAAGUUUUGCGGGAGCUCAAACUCGCUCCCCUGAAAAAGGCAAGAGUCUUUGGAAAACUAGAGUUCACCAGCCAGUCACAGAAGAAGAACGGCCUAGUCAACUGGAUCAUAUUAUUGAUCCUCAACAAGAGCUCGAAAGGUCGAAGAGGGCUAGAAAGCCAAAUCCCAAAUUUGUCAAUGUACCCAUGAUAGAAGAUAUUGGCGUAAGUGAACCAAUAUCUUACGAAGAAGCGGCAAAACAUGGUGAAUGGAUAAACUCUAUGAAAGAAGAGAUUCAAGCUCUCGAGCAAAAUCAAACAUGGGAACUCGU
Molecule: messenger RNA, 2475 nt
Organism: Linum trigynum
Lineage: Eukaryota; Viridiplantae; Streptophyta; Magnoliopsida; Malpighiales; Linaceae
Source: the annotation of a GenBank genome assembly